Messenger RNA from Cuscuta campestris, 1396 nucleotides. NCBI's taxonomy places the organism in Eukaryota, Viridiplantae, Streptophyta, Magnoliopsida, Solanales, Convolvulaceae. The record is from the annotation of a GenBank genome assembly.
AUCCAACCAGAGUUGUAAAUUGUUACAAUUGGAAUUUAUUCCUACCAGAAAUAAUUUAACUGUAGGGCAAGAUGCAAAGCACAACUAUAGUUAAAUGAAAUAUGGAUCUGGCCCAAUUAAGAAUUUUAUUUAAAAGAAUCCACCGACCCAAGAGUUGUAAUAACGAUUCCAAUUGGAAUGAAUUCCUACCUAAAUAAUUUAACUGUAGGGCAAGAUGCAAAGCACAACUAUAGUUAAAUAAAAUAUGGAUCUUGGCCCGCUAGGGUAUUCUUCAAAUAGAAACCCCAGAUGGCAAACAACAACACAAACAACCUCGCCCUGCGUUCCAUUCUGGAUAAAGAUAAAUUGAACGGAACAAACUUUGUUGACUGGAAACGCAAUCUCUGCAUUGUUCACCGCAUGGAUGAGAAAGAGUAUGUGCUCGAAAAGCCCAUUCCUCCUGCCCCUCCCGCUAACGCCCCGAAAGCGGUCAAAUAUGCCUACGAGAAACACGUUAAGGAUGACAACCAGGUUAGCUGUGUCAUCCUGGCUACCAUGAUGCCCGAGCUGCAAAAACAGCACGAGGACAUGAAGGCCCACGAGAUGAUCGUGGCCUUGCGGCAGCUAUACCAGGGGCAAUCCAGGCAUGAACGUUUUCUCGUGAGUAAGGCUCUCUUUAGUUGCAAGCUAUCUUCAGGGAACCCAGUCGGUCCGCACGUUCUCAAAAUGAUUGGUUACAUAACCAAUCUGGAGAAACUCGGGUUCUCCUUGCAGAAGGAGUUGGCAACGGACCUGAUCCUGCAGUCGCUCCCUGAGCUAUAUAAGGGUUUUGUCAUGAACUACAUGAUGCAUGAUCUUGACAAACCCCUUCCGGAGCUUCUUAAAAUGCUCCAGACUGCAGAGGAGAACCUUACUAAGGGCAAGGGUGCUUCCGUCCUUAUGGUCCAAGGCGGAAAGGGGAAGCCGAAGAAGGGGAUUAAGAUUAAGGCUAGGACGGUCGGAAAGCCUAAAUCGAAGUCCACUUCAUCUGCAACCCAGAAACCCAUAGGAGGAGUUGCAAAGGGCAAAUGUCAUCACUGUGGUAAGGCAGGCCACUGGAGAAGAAACUGCAAGACAUACCUCGCAACCAAGAAGAAGGAAGGUACGACCAUUUCUUCUGAGGUGUAUGUUAUAGAAGUUAACAUGUCUAUAUCUUCAUCAUGGGUACUAGAUACUGGAUGUGGGUCUCAUAUCUGUACUACCAUGCAGGGACUGAAGCAGAGUAGACGGUUAGCUCGAGGCGAGAUUGAACUCCGAGUCGGCAAUGAUUCAGUUUAUAUGGAUGUUCGAUGCAUUAGAUAUGCUUACUCAGCUUCAACGCUGAGCGUGUAGUAUGUUUUAUUUGCUACACGCAGGUUAAUGAAGUGACGUGAUCCUG